This is a messenger RNA of Rotaria sp. Silwood2, 1852 nucleotides long. The record is from the annotation of a GenBank genome assembly. Lineage: Eukaryota; Metazoa; Rotifera; Eurotatoria; Philodinida; Philodinidae.
AGAGGAGGCGUCGCGACUGGCCAUUAGUAGGGCUGGAUGCCCUAAGGGUAUCCCUAUAGUAGAACUUUAGGGCAGACGGAUACUCCUUAACAAGCAGGACUCUGCGACCGAAGGGUGCCCCUAUAGUAGGACUUGAGGACCGAAGGGUAUCCAUGAACAGUGAAACUGGAGGAUCCAUGGGUACCAUGAAUAGUAGGCCAUGAGGACCCAAAGGUACUCCCUAUAGUAGACCUUGAGAACCCAAGGGUAACCCCGUGUAGCAGACUUUGAGUACCCAAGGAUACCCCCUAUAGUAGAUGCUAGGGACUACAGGGUAUCCCCCUAUAGUACACCUUGAGGCCCGAAGGGUACCUCCCUAUAGUAGGCCUUGAGGACCCAAGGAUAUCCCCUAUAGUAGGCUUUGAGGACCCAAGGGUACCCCCCAUAGUAGGCCUUGAGGACCCAAGGGUACCCCGUAUAGUUAGCUUUCAGGACCCUGAAGGUGAGUUCUAAUGUUUCACCGGUUGAUCGGUGUAACUGGGGAUCGUUUCACCGGUUGAUCGGUGUAACCGGGCAUCGUUUCACCGGUUGAUCGGUGUAACCGGGCAUCGUUUCACCGGUUGAUCGGUAUAGCCGGGCAUCGUUUCACCGGUUGAUCGGUAUAGCCGGGCAUCGUUUCACGGGUUGAUCGGUGUAACCUGGGAUCGUUUCACCGGUUGAUCGGUGUAACCGGGGAUCGUGGGUGUGGGUGUGGGUGUUGGUGGGUGUGGGUGUCGAUGUGGAUGUUAUUGAUUAACAACACAAAAGCCGCAUUUACACCCACACCCUACACCCACACACCCACACCCACACCCACACCAACACCCACACCCAUACUCACACCCACACCCACAUCCAUACCCACACCUACACCCACAUCGACACUCACACCCACACCCUGUUUCUCUUUUUAGUACCGCUAAGCUCUGAUGUUCUUAAUCCAGACUCCCGGUGGGAACAGAAUGGUGUCACUGUUGGCGCUGGCCAUGGUAAUGGUAGUGAUCUUAAUCAAGUUUGGGCACCUUUGGGCAUUUGUGUCGAUGAAAAUCAAAAUGUUUUUGUUGUGGACUCAGUCAAUAAUCGUAUUGUUGAGUGGAAAGUAGGUGCAAAAGAAGGUGUAUUAGCUUUCGGUGGCGAUGACUUCGUUGAAGGAUCAAAUAAGUUGGCUGGUCCAUCAGAUGUGAUUUUUGACCAAAGAAAUAACAAUUUUAUUAUUGCCGACUGUAAUAACCAACGAGUGGUUCGAUGGAUUCUUGGAGUCGAUACAGUACAUGAAAUAAUUGCUACAGAUAUCGAUUGCAAGGGUCUGGCUAUAGAUGAAAAUAAUUCUAUCUACGUUACUGACAAUGCAAGAGAUGAAGUAGUACGAUAUGAUGUUGGAGAUAGUGAAGGAACAAUAGUUGCUGGUGGAAAUGGAAAAGGUGACGGUCUCAAUCAAUUGAAUAGUCCCUAUCGUGUUUUUGUUGAUCAAGAUUAUUCAGUAUACGUUUCUGAUGAAGAUAAUCAUCGGGUCAUGAAAUGGACAGAUGGUGCUACAGAAGGAAUAGUCGUAGCUGGUGGUCAAGGAGCUGGUGGCAGUCUUUCACAAAUACAUUAUCCUCGAGGAAUUUUCGUAGACAACUUUGGUACUCUCUACGCAGUUGAUUAUGAAAACGCCCGUGUUGUACGUUGGUUGAAAGAUGCUGUACAAGGUGAAGUCAUUGUAGGUGGUAAUGGUGAGGGAAAACAAGCUAAUCAAUUAUGUUCGCCUAAUGGUAUUGCAUUUGAUAAUCAAGGAAAUCUUUAUGUUGUCGACUCAGGCAACGCUCGUGUUCAGAAGUUCAAUAUAAUUUGA